UCUCUCCCCUUUAUCUUAUCCAUCUCAUUCUCACUCCUUGGUUUGCAGAGCAGGGGUAAGUAACAUAGCAUAACAGACAUGGCUGUUUCUCUGUCGGUGAACCGUCCUCUCCUUCGUCUUCACCACAAGCAUCCACCUUUACCUGUGGGCAUCGCUCCCCAACUCCAUUUCCACUGUCAGCCCAAGCUCGCCGGAAUUCGAUGCUCCUCCUCGCCCUCCCAUUUUACCGACAAAACCCUCAUUUCCAUCAAACCUAACACUUCCCACAUCAAUGACAACCCCCUCGCUUGUCGCUUCCACGCUUCCCAGUUUGGAGGACAGGAGAGCAGCAAAUCCGUGGAAGCGUACGCUGUUGGGCGAAACAUUCGCAUGUCCGCUAAUAAAGCUCGAAGAGUGAUCGAUCAGAUUCGUGGACGAAAAUACGAUGAAACACUUAUGAUAUUAGAACUCAUGCCUUAUCGAGCCUGUGAAGCCAUUCUGAAGAUAGUGUUUUCUGCUGGAGCAAAUGCUACCAAUAACCUGGGUUUAAGCAAGGGAAGUUUAGUUAUCAGUAAAGCAGAGGUUAAUGAAGGAAGAACAAUGAAAAGGGUAAAACCUGUGGCUCGAGGGCGUGCUCAUCCAAUUAAAAAGCGCACUUGUCAUAUAACCGUCACUGUAAAAGGCUCACCAAGUGAGUCCAUCGUGGAAGCGAGCCCUGCAUAAUCCUUUUCGGACUAAGUGUAUGUACGCCUUAUGAUGAGUUAGUUCCCUUUACCCAUUGUAUUUGAUCAAAAUUUCUGUAUUUCGACAUUAUGUACUUCAUUUAUACCGUGUGACUUGACUUGUAGAGGAGUGAUGAACAUGCUUAAAUAUUCAAUUUAAUUAGUCCUGAAAA
Messenger RNA from Vigna angularis (adzuki bean), 874 nucleotides. Its product is annotated as 50S ribosomal protein L22, chloroplastic. The record is from RefSeq and is a predicted model, not a curated record. Gene Ontology annotation, molecular function: structural constituent of ribosome. NCBI's taxonomy places the organism in Eukaryota, Viridiplantae, Streptophyta, Magnoliopsida, Fabales, Fabaceae. Gene Ontology annotation, biological process: translation; ribosome assembly. The coding region runs from base 79 to 702 and encodes 207 amino acids. The transcript has 2 exons. Gene Ontology annotation, cellular component: large ribosomal subunit; ribosome.